Molecule: messenger RNA, 1795 nt
Organism: Dioscorea cayenensis subsp. rotundata (Guinea yam)
Lineage: Eukaryota; Viridiplantae; Streptophyta; Magnoliopsida; Dioscoreales; Dioscoreaceae
Product: endoglucanase 11
Exons: 5
Coding region: 165-1715 (516 amino acids)
Biological process (GO): carbohydrate metabolic process
Molecular function (GO): hydrolase activity, hydrolyzing O-glycosyl compounds
Source: RefSeq, a predicted model, not a curated record
GAGAGAAGGGCAGAGAAAGAGCGUGGCCUAAAAGAGAGCUCAACCAAAACCACAGAAAGGGUCUCAUCUCUUCUCCUUCUAUUUCUUCUUCUCCUCCUACUUCCCAUGUGAUCUCCACAUGCUCUUGUUCUUCUUCUCCAGUUAAUUUGCAUUAAGCUUUUCCAAUGGAGUUCUCCAUCUUCUUCAUUACAUUAAUGUUCUUAUUCACUUCUCCGGCCACCAUUGCUUCUCUAGUUCAAGAAUUCAGUUAUCAAGAUGCCCUUUCCAAGAGUCUUCUUUACUUCGAAGCCCAGCGUUCCGGCCAUCUCCCUUACAACCAGCGUGUCACAUGGCGGCACCAUUCCGGUCUCACUGACGGUCUCCAACAAGGGGUAGAUCUUGUUGGUGGAUAUUACGACGCCGGUGAUCAUGUCAAGUUUGGCCUUCCCAUGGCUUUCACCAUCACAAUGCUCGCUUGGAGUGUCAUUGAAUACGGCGACGAGACCACCGCCGCCGGUGAGUACAAACAUGCAUUGGAGUCAAUCAAAUGGGGCACUGAUUAUUUCAUAAAAGCUCACACCAAACCAUACGUCCUCUGGGCUGAGGUAGGAGAUGGAGAUACCGAUCACUAUUGCUGGCAGAGACCAGAGGACAUGACCACGUCUCGAAGAGCUUAUAAGAUUGAUAAUGAGAACCCCGGCUCCGAUCUCGCCGGUGAGACUGCAGCUGCAUUGGCAGCUGCUUCUCUUGUUUUCCGGAAAUCGAACCCGCAUUAUUCUCAUCUCCUCUUGCAUCAUGCUCAACAAUUAUUCGAAUUUGGGGACAAGUAUAGAGGGAGAUAUGAUAGCAGCAUUGCUGCAGUUAAAAGUUAUUAUGCGUCGGUGAGCGGGUAUAAAGACGAGUUGCUGUGGGCUGCAUUUUGGCUUCACCGGGCCACCGGGCAGAGCAAUUAUCUCGACUACGCCGUCGACAAAGCUCACUGCUUUGGAGGGACUGGUUGGGCUAUUUCUGAGUUCAGUUGGGAUGUUAAGUAUGCCGGAGUUCAGAUUAUGGCUGUUCAGAAUUUAUUGAAAAAGGAGCUUCAACCAAACCAGAAACACAUACUAGAGCAAUACAAAACAAAGGCUGAACAUUAUGUAUGCUCAUGCCUUGGCAUGAACAAGGGCGAAAAUGUCGACCGAACACCGGGAGGGCUUCUCUACAUUCGGCAAUGGAACAACAUGCAGUAUGUCUCCGGUGCCGCCUUCCUCCUCACAGUCUUCUCCGACUUCCUAAAAUCAAUGGGGACUGACCUACACUGCCCCAAUGGAACAGUAACAUCAAAUCAAGUCCUCUCAUUUGCAAAAUCACAAGUAGACUACAUUUUAGGGUCCAACCCAAUGAACAUGAGCUACCUUGUUGGGUUUGGGACUAAGUACCCUAAAAGAGUGCACCACAGAGGAGCUUCCAUAGUGUCCUACAAGGAGAACAAGGGGUUCAUUGGUUGCACACAAGGGUAUGAUAAAUGGUAUGGUAGGAGGGAUGAGAACCCUAAUGUGCUUGUAGGGGCCCUUGUUGGGGGACCUGAUUGCCAAGAUAAUUUUGGUGAUGAACGUGGGAAUUACAUGCAAACAGAGGCUUGUACUUAUAAUACUGCGCCAUUGGUGGGAGUGUUUGCCAAGUUGCAUGCUUUGAGUGAUGGAAGUCGCCUUCAGGAAGUGGUUUCCUCUUCUGCUUAUGCUUAUGAUAAUUAUUAGGGGUUCAAUAGAUAUUUUAUAUAUGAUAUAUACCGGAAUUUCUUGUUUAGAGUUUGAUAUAAUUACAUAAUUCAAAGAGA